This is a messenger RNA of Adineta steineri, 3123 nucleotides long. The record is from the annotation of a GenBank genome assembly. Lineage: Eukaryota; Metazoa; Rotifera; Eurotatoria; Adinetida; Adinetidae.
AUGGCUCAAACAAAAAAAUCCGUUAGUGAAUUUAUUCAAGAUGCAUUUUGUCCCAUGGUUGCUGUUUUAUGCAGUUAUGAUGCUGAAAGUAUCUGUCGAAAAAAUAAUUUAACAUUUGCAGAAUUAAUUCAACCAUUCUGUCGUCUUCCAACUGAAGUUAGUUAUCGUGAUCCAUCAAAUAAUUUAAUAACAUUAAAAAAUCUACGUCUUGAGAUAAAAGAUUUCAAUUCUUUACCUCCACAAAAUACUUUAGCUAAGAAAUUAUUAAAUGAUUCAGUAUCAAGUGCAUUAAAUAAUGGAAUAGUUAAUAAUGAACAUGAAAUAAGUACUGAACAAUAUGAAUUACGUAUAAGAAAUACAACACCUUGGUUUGACGCUUGGCGAGAUUGUUUUUUACGUAUAAGUUAUAAUGGCGAUCAUGAAUAUCUUAAAAAUUAUCUUGCCUGUAUUAUGGUUGUUUCAACAUCUCAUCUUGAUCCAAUGGAUGCAUUUGCUAAACUUGUUCAACAACAAAAUCUUCAACAACAACAAUCACCAGCUAAAUUACCUAAAUGGUUUAUGACAAAUAUAUAUAAAUAUUUUGUUUUACUACAUGAUGUUACUGAAGGAGAAGAAUCAAAAGCUGUAUCAGUAUUCGGUGAUCUUAAACAACAAUAUGGAGCUGGGAAUUGUCAUCUAUUACAAAUAAAUUCUAAACGUGCUGGUCAAACAAGUGGAGAUACAGAUGCAGCAACUAAUAUGCCUGAUCCAUGGCGUCUCUAUGUUAAACAAUCAUCGUCUACUACUCAACAACAACAAGAAUCACAAUCAAUAUCGAGAAAAGAAAGUUCAAUGAGUGAUUCUUUAUCAAAUUUAACAGAACUUAUUGAUCAAGAACUCAAUAUUACUACAUCAAUCUCUCAUCCAUUAAGUUCAUUUGAUACAUCAAGUAGUGAUUUAACUUCUAUAGGAACAACCGAUGAAGGAUAUGAUGGUUCAUCAAUAACAAGUGCAUCUACAAUUAUUCAUGGUGCUUGUUUAACAUUAAGUGAUCAUGAUAGAAUUCAUGUAUUUAUGAAUGAAUUUGUUACAAAAGGUCUUCUUCUAUGGGUCGAAACAAAUUUAAAAACAUUUAACGAACAAAUAACAUCACGUCGAGGUUUAACAAAAUUUUUUUCCAUGCCGAAAAAAUUAUUUGGUAGUAGUACUACAACUGCUAAAAAUGUUCCAUCAACCUCUUCAACAAAUUUAACAAAUGAUUCAAUGGAAAUUCGUCGUGCUGGUGAUUUGGCAUUUCUUUUUCAAAACUAUGAAUUUGCUUACAAUAAUUACUAUGCAGCUAAACGAGAUUUAUCACGUGAUCAAGCACCCACAUUUUAUGCUGGUGUUUUAGAAAUGUGUUGUCUAUCAAAUUUUAUGCAAGAAUCAUCCGCAAGUAAAACUUAUCCCGCACAAUAUAUGGAUGAAGCUAUUGAUAUUUAUUCACUUGCAUGCAGAUUACCUAUAUUUGCUACACGCUGUGUACUUAUGUCAACAGAAAUAUUGAAAUCCAAAGAAGCAUAUGAUCAAGCUGUACAACAAUUUCUUAAACUUUCACAAGAAGAUUCGGAUUUACGCGGUGCACUUUUUCUUGAACAAGCUUCACAUUGUUUUCUUAAUUAUCGACCACCAUACAUACGAAAAUAUGCAUUUUAUAUGGUUAUUGCUGGACAUCGUUAUUUAAAAGCCGGACAGCGUUUACAUGCUCUUCGUUGUUAUACUGAUGUUCUCAGUAUUUAUGAAAAACCAAAUUGGUCAUUAGCUUUAGAUCAUAUUAAUUUCACACUGGGUAAACAAAGUGCUUCAUUAAAUCAUUCCAACGAUGCAAUAAGAAGUUUUAAUGCUCUCUUUGCACCAAAUAAUCGUAUACAAAAUGCUCAACAACAAAUUAAUUUUUUUAAGGAAUAUUUAACUGUAUUCAAUCAAUUAACAAAUUCGCAAACUAAUCUACCUGAAUUACCAGUACCAGUUAUAGAUAAUUCAACUAUUAAAAUACUUCUCGCCGGUCAACAACAACCACAAAUAGGUACUCAAGUAUCGAAUUGUAAUGAUUUCGAUUUUGAUGAAACACGAAAAGUAUGGUCAGAUCUUGAACGUACAAUAACUGCACAUGAUCGUCGAGCUAGCGGUACACGUACACAAAUAAAUCUUUUUACAAGUCGUACGCAUAAUCAACAACAUCCAAUAGCUGUUGCGAAUGAAACUAUACGUGUGGAAUUCUAUGUACGAAAUAUACUUCAAGUUCCUUUAUUAUUAAGUGAAGUACAAAUAUUAUGGAAACAUUCAUCAAAUAGUUGGAAAAGAAAAUCAAGUGUAUCAGCAGAGAAUGUAGAAGAUUCAAAAGAAUUUACUAAUGAUACAUUAACGAAACAAAGUGAUGAACCUGUUGAAUGUGAUACUCUUACUGACUGUGUUGUCUUUCCAAAUGAUACUUUAAAAAUCGAAUUAUCAUUACGACCACGUCGUCCUGGUUAUCUUACAAUUUUAGGUAUAUGUUAUCGAUUAAAUAUUCUAGUACAAAAUAUAAGUGAUCAAACAACAUGGCCAUAUGGAAUUAAAGGCAAAACAUUAUUUCAUGUUAAAGGUACUCGACUUAAUUCAAAUCAUAAAGAACGUCUUAAUGUUAUGUAUGGUGUUGAUAAACGAUUAGAAUUACAAGUUAUACCUGAAGCACCAUUACUUCAAAUUGAAUAUUCUCCAAUGCCUACUGCAAUAUUUAUAUAUUUUUUUAAUCGCCAUUCAAUGGCAACCACAACAGCAGUUGAAGAUUGUAGUAGUUUAACAGUUACGACAACUGAAACUGAUCAAUCUGUUCAACCUCAUUCACCUACACUUGUACUUGAAUUACAUCGUCCAACUGAAACAGGUCCACGUGUUCGUUGGUCAGAAGAAACAAUUGAUAAUGAAUUUAUGAAUAAAAAAAAAUCGAAAUGUUGUUGUAUAUUCACUAAACCACAUGAUCCUCAAUCAAAUGAAGAUAAAACCACUGAAGUUGAUGAAUAUAACAACUGUGAACAUUGUCGUUAUCAUACAGAAUCAGAUUAUGCUGCUAAACCCGAAGAACGUCAACCUAAAGUGAAGAUAAUUGUUGGAAAACUUCAAUAA